AUGGUCACUGUGCGGGGGCCAGGAGCCAGUGCUACCUACGACAUCGUGAAAGUGGUGGUGUUUGCAGCAAGGGUCAUAAUGGGAUUAGAACUUGGAACUGAAUGGGUUUUGUUGAAAGCAUUGGCUGAGAAAACCGAGGUGCUCAGUGAAGACCUGUUGCAGAUCGAGAGACGUCUUGACACUGUGAGAUCUGUUUGCCAUAUUACACAGAAGCGAUUAAUUGCAUGUUUUCAGGGCCAGCAUGGUACAGAUCCGGAUAAGAGACAUAAGAAACUUCCUCUAACAGCUCUUGCUCAAAAUAUGCAAGAAGGAUCUGUCCAGCUAAGUGAUGAAACUCUGUUGGGGAAAAUGCUAGAUACGUGUGGUGAUGCAGAGAAUAAACUGGCAAUGGAGCUCUCUCAGCAUGAAGUACAGAUCGAAAGAGAAGUUUUAGAUCCACUGUGUCUGCUAACAGAGACAGAGAUCCCGAACAUUCAGAAGCAGAGGAAGCAGCUUGCGAAGCUGGUGUUGGACUGGGAUUCUGCAAGAGGAAGAUAUAACCAAGCCCACAAGACUUCAGGAACAAAUUUUCAAGUGCAUCCUUCGAAAAUAGAAUCUCUUAAGGAAGAGAUGGAUGAAGCUGGAAACAAAGUAGAACAAUGCAAGGAUCAACUAGCAGCAGACAUGUAUAACUUUGUGUCUAAAGAAGGGGAAUACGCUAGAUGUUUUGUUAUGUUAUUAGAAGCACAAGCAGAUUACCAUAGAAAAGCAUUAGCAGUCAUAGAAAAGGUCCUACCCGAAAUUCAAGCCCAUCAAGACAAAUGGACUGAAAAGCCAGCUUUUGGAACUCCAUUAGAAGAGCAUCUCAAGCGCAGUGGUCGUGAAAUUGCAGUCCCUAUUGAAGCCUGUGUAAUGAUGCUUUUGGAAACGGGAAUGAGAGAGGAGGGCUUAUUCAGAAUUGCUGCUGGAGCCUCAAAGUUAAAAAAGCUGAAAGCUGCCUUGGACUGUUCAGCUUCCCAACUUGAUGAAUUUUAUUCUGAUCCCCAUGCUGUUGCAGGUGCCUUGAAAUCCUAUUUGCGAGAGUUGCCAGAACCUUUAAUGACCUACAGUCUAUAUGAAGAAUGGACGCAAGCUGCAAAUAUUCAGGACCAGGAUAAGAAGCUACAAGAGUUAUGGAGAAUUUGUAACAGAUUACCUAAGCAUUAUCAUGCUAAUUUCAGGUAUUUAAUCAAAUUUUUAGCAAAGCUUGCACAGAACAGCGAUGUUAACAAAAUGACACCCAGCAAUGUUGCAAUAGUCUUGGGCCCCAAUUUGCUAUGGGCAAAGAAUGAAGGAUCCCUUGCUGAAAUGGCAGCAGCAACUUCAGUCCAUGUGGUAGCAGUUAUUGAGCCAAUUAUUCAGCAUGCAGACUGGUUCUUCCCUGGAGAUCAAGAUUUCAAUGUGUCUGGGGCAUUUGUUGCAGUUCCUGCUGUUAAUUCAAAUCACUUGUCACACACUGGGAAUGAAUAUGAAUCUGGGACACUGGAGCGGAAGAGGCCUGUUAGUAUGACUGUAAUGGAAGGGGAUUUAUUGAAGAAGGACAGCUUUGGUGUCAAGGUUAUGGACUUCCAAGCGAAUCCUCGGAGAUGUGGCACUAUAAAUAGAAAGCACACAUCCCCAGCUUUCCAGCCACCCCUUCCACCCACGGAGGUUGGUGUGCUGGCUCAGUCUGGGGUGGAGCAGCACUCACAAGCUUCUGUGGCUGAAACAAGCCCAGUGGGUGCUGGUUUUGCUCUCUCUGCUGGCACAGCAGAACAGUUACAAAGUCAAGGAAAUGAGGAUGUCAGUACCUCAAAAUCUAAGGACAACACAUCUUCAGCUACUCCUCCACCCGUGAGAAAUGGCGGGCACGUGGGCACUGUCCAGAACCAGUCAACAAGUAGCACUAAUCAGCUCUCUGUUAAUCAGCCACAGAAUGCGGCAGGUCCCAGUCCCCAUUCAAUGAGGAGAGCUGUUAAAAAGCCUGCACCAGCCCCUCCCAAGCCAGCCAACCCACCGCCGGGGCAGCCAGGAAGCCAAAGUCCUGCCCCAGCUGCUCAGCCACCUUCUGUCUCUCCAAAACCUCCUGCUAGAAGUUCUUCUCCUCCUGCUCAACAUGCAAACCAAGGAGCAGCCCCGACCUCCACUUCCCAGGUUUCUGCACCUCGGAGAUAUUCCAGCAGCCUUUCCCCAAUACAAGCUCCCAGCCAUCCUCCCCCACAGCCCCCAACACAGGCUACUCCUCCACUGCAGCCCAAAUCAAACAGUCAAGCAUCUCCUCCUGCUGCACCCAGCAGUGAGCAUGGACCAGAGCAGCCCUGUUACACUCCUCCGCAGACUCCAACACCACCUGAUACACCCCCUCUAGGAAAACAUAAUGCUAGUUCCCCAUCGUCACAGCCACAGCCAUCUGCUCAAGAAACCUCCCAGUCUCACUCUCCACCUCAGAGUGGUACGCUGCCAAGGCCGCGGCCGGUACCAAAACCCAGAAAUAGACCUAGUGUUCCCCCUCCGCCUCAUCCUCCUUCUCAGCUGGCGGGAGAUGGUAUCAAUGCAAAUCCCACGCAAACAGCUUCCAAAAUAGUAACAGACUCUAAUUCCAGUAUUCAAGAACCACUUCAAAAUCCUUCUUCAGAGCUUCUUACCGAGACAGCAAGCAGAGAACUGCACAACCACCUCGUGCUUGAUAUUGACAAUGAUACGGAAAGCACUGCUCUGUAAUGGGAACUCCCAAACUUUUUAAAAGUUCCUCUCCUGGUGGGAAAACCAACAUACCUAACAGUGAAAAGCUUCUUUUGAUG
Cariama cristata (Red-legged seriema) is the source of this 2798-nucleotide messenger RNA. RefSeq names its product Rho GTPase activating protein 17 (gene ARHGAP17). Gene Ontology annotation, molecular function: protein binding; GTPase activator activity. The record is from RefSeq and is a predicted model, not a curated record. Bases 1 to 2718 code for a protein of 905 amino acids. Gene Ontology annotation, cellular component: intracellular anatomical structure; cytosol; cytoplasm. NCBI's taxonomy places the organism in Eukaryota, Metazoa, Chordata, Aves, Cariamiformes, Cariamidae. Gene Ontology annotation, biological process: regulation of Rac protein signal transduction; positive regulation of GTPase activity; signal transduction. The transcript has 20 exons.